AUGCGUUUUGCUUUUGAUGUGUCACUUAUGAAGGGAUGUAUUAAUAUUGCCAUAGUGAUAGUCAGCUAUGGCUCCAGGAUAUCUAUGUUACGACCGAAGGCUUUAGGCCUUCCUCCUCAUAACAUAAUAUCGCCCCCAGUCACGGUCGAGCUCGUCCGAAAGCGUGCAGAACACAACGAAGGCGAGCUGUCCACGCUGGAAGAGAUCUCUCUACACCAGCAAGACAUCGAGAAAAUCGAACACCUCCAUCGCUGGUGCCCGCGUCUCCGGAUCCUCUACUUGCAAGGGAACCUCAUUGCUAAGAUCGAGAACUUGGGUCGCCUUCGAGAGCUGGAGUACCUCAAUCUCGCCCUUAACAACAUCGAAGUCAUUGAGGGUCUUGAGAGGUGCGAAUCCCUAAGGAAACUCGACCUUACCGCCAACUUCGUGUCUGAAUUGACUUCGAUACUCUCACUUCAGGAUCUUCCUAAUUUGAAGGAGCUAUUCCUCACCGGAAACCCUUGCACAGGCUUCCGAGGCUACAGACCGUGGGUGAUAUGCGCUCUCCCGGGCCUCGAAGAACUAGACGGUGAAGUGAUAACGAGGGCGCAGCGCAUAAGAAGCGUCCCCCCCGCCUCUUCGCCUCGACGGCCGCCCCCUCAACGCCAACCGCCGCCAAGGUCUCGAGUUCGACUUCAAGGAGGACGAGCAGCCGCAAUGCCUUGCGUCCUCGAGGUUCACACGUACAAGUACCUCGACGCCAGCCAGGUACAGUGUGACGUCGAGCCCUGGUACGUUAGGGUGUCCAUAAGGGGGAAAGUGCUCCAGUUGGUGCUGCUGGAAGAGGUCAGGCCAGGUCAGUCCACGGCGCAGAGAUCGCAGGUCACAGGUCAUUUGCUGGUCACCAUGCCCAAGAGCACACGAUACAAAUUUAUCUCCAAACGGUCUCCAUAA
Penaeus vannamei (Pacific white shrimp) is the source of this 933-nucleotide messenger RNA. The record is from RefSeq and is a predicted model, not a curated record. NCBI's taxonomy places the organism in Eukaryota, Metazoa, Arthropoda, Malacostraca, Decapoda, Penaeidae.